UUAGUGUAACCUGUGCUGUGUUGUAAUUUUUGAUAAGAAAAUACUGGUAACACUUUUUGCCUAAUGUGUCGUGGAAAGGCGAAAUAGCCGAUAAUCUUUUUAUUUUUGGUUUUCUGUCUUGAUUGCUGGUAAAAUGAUGGAUGGUGGCGUAGUACACCCACACCCUGGCCAAGUUCUUGGCGGGGUUCCUGGAGUGGUGCACGGGAUGCCGGUGCAUGGGGCGGGUCCAGACGGGGAGCAUCCACCACACGGUCCUCGAAGGCGUUACCCAAACAGGACCAAACCUCCCAAUAACUUGGAGCGACUGCCAUUAGAUGAAGCUGCAAAGAGGGAAAUGGAGUCCCUUCCCAUGAAGACACCGGUCUCCGUUCUGCAGGAGCUCUUGGCUCGCCGGGGAACUGUUCCUAAGUACGAGUUGGUGCAGAUUGAGGGCAUGAUCCAUGAGCCUACAUUCCGCUACAGAGUUACCGUGGCUGAUUUAGUGGCUAUGGGCACUGGUCGUUCAAAGAAGGAAGCGAAGCACUCUGCCGCUAAAGCCUUGCUGGACAAGCUUACUGGCGCUGCCCCUGCAGAUCCUGCUGCCAAUGGGAAUGUGCCUGAGACUGGUGCUGUGGUGGCAUCCUUUGAAGACAAGUUGAUGGGCAACCCUGUGGGUUGGCUGCAGGAGUUGUGCAUGUCUCGGUUCUGGCCGCCACCCUCCUACCACGCCGAAAACGAUGAUAAUGUCAACAGGCGUCUUCCACAUGAGCGUCAGUUUACUAUCAUUUGCACGUUGCUCAAGCGCCGCGAAGUCGGAACUGGGAAGUCUAAGAAACUGGCCAAACGCCAGGCCGCUUACAAAAUGUGGCAAGCUCUCCAGGACAACCCGCCUGAUGUUUUCCAGCCUGAGGAAGAGGGCGGAGUCGCGGCCCGUUAUGCCGACUUGAAAGAUAGUAAAAUCUCCACUUUGACUACCAGUCACAGCCACAAGGUGUCGCAGUUUCACAAACACCUCAAACAGUCUGUCGGGCCCAACCUGGCCAAGUUGCAGGUCACUCCAUUGAACAACAAGGAUUUCAACUUCGUGCAAUUUUUGCAAGAGAUCGCUUCAGAGCAGUCGUUUGAAGUGACUUAUGUUGACAUUGACGAGAAAUCUAUGACGGGCCGCAACCAGUGUCUGGUACAGCUGUCUACUCUGCCGGUGGCGGUGUGCUACGGAUCUGGACUUACCUCGAAAGAUGCCCAGUCGUCUGCUGCCCAGAACGCCCUUGAGUAUCUCAAAAUUAUGACCAAGAAGUGAAAGUCUCACAAUCUCGCGACAUCAAAACACGCUUAGUGCUCGACUAUGCGUCUUAUUUAUAAAGCCCACUGAUAAAGUAAUAAAUAUAGGUACGCCAAUAUUGACACUUGCGAGCUUGUGCAAUUGGUGUCGCUAGGUUUUGAGCCUAAAAUAUUCUUCAUCACCACUUCCCAUUUGAAUAAUGGCAUAUUGCCAUGUGCCUAAAGCACUUCGGGCUAUGCUUUAUAACUGGCAUAUUUGCAGUAUCUUACUUGUGAUUCGUUUUUUUUAAGUAAGUUGAAUGAAAUAGUAUUUUUUUUUAAUUUUCUUCGCUUACCAUAAGUAUUCAUGAAUUUAAUUUUUUUUUAUUCAUUUUACUUUCGAUUUGUAAAUAAAAGAAGAGAUAUAUGGAAAUCAAUUUUUAAUACAAACAUCUUGGAUCUUAAUAUUAGUUGCAUAAUCUUGACAAUGUUAUUAAUUACACCUAUUUAUUUUUGUUUUUAAAAUAUAACAAGUGAGUUCUCACUUGUACUACUACUGCCAAUGUGCGAGGAUAAAUUGCAUAGCCCGUUAAACUUAAACAAAGUAUGGAGUGGUCAUAUAAAAAUACAUACAAGCUAUACUUUGCAUAGAAUUAGUGUAAUUUUCCCAGCGUGGAAAUUACUUAAGAAAAAAUAAAUAAAAAAAAACAAAAAAAUCUAUAAAAUAUAUUAAAAAAAAAAAAAAAAAAUGUGUGGACUAUAUUUCCAGUUUAAUAUUCAGCAUAAUAAUUUAGGCAUGUUUUUGCAUUCAUAUUUAACUGAUUAUACCUACUACUUACCCAAAAGUCGGUCUUAGCUUUUAAUGUAUAUUGUAAACAUGGCAUAGCCAUUCCUCUUAAUUUUCUUUUUCGUUUUUACAGGCGUCUACUUGUGUUUUAUAAAAUUAGUUAGUUUGGUGUGUUACGGAGUUAUCUUAAUGCUGAGCAUUAAACGGAAAAAGUAUUCUCAGCUUGUAUAUUGUCUUGUUGACGAACUGCCCAACCUUUGCUUUGUAACAAGAUCCGAGAACACAGUCGACCCACUUGAACUUCUUACAAAGUGCAAGGGUUGGUACUAGCGAAUGUUACGCGUGACAUUUGUGUUAAGAGGCAGGAUAAGAUUGUUUUUAUUUAAAUUGAACCAGUGGCUGUCUAGGUUUUCUUUUAUGUACAUGUUGGAAAACUUUGCAGGGAAGCUGAGAACUAUGUGUUUAGAGUGAAUAUAUCACUGGAAUUAGUGGUUGCGGAGUUAGGAUCCCUUGCCUGUGAAAAUGGGCAUUAUUUUAAUGCAAAGUAUAGAGGUUGUAACAAUUUCUACCUGUACAGUGUCGUCGUCGAUGCUUGAUUUGCGGGCAAUGACGAGGAUCCUGCACGCACCAAGUUUCUUUUAAAUUGAAUGGUGUGAGUUCAACCUGCCCUUGAUAAACAUCGCACUGUUCAAGUUAGAAAAGACUAACUGGAGUAAAGGAUUGGAGUUCUGUUCAACCAAGACCAACUAAAUAAAAUGCCCGGUCAAUGGGACAUAUUUCAUCGUAUUAUUUUAUGUUUAGUGAGUCUUGGUUUUACUGUUCUUGAGAUUAAUCUCAAGAAUAUUAGUAUUGUAGAAAAUCAUCACUAUUUAUUAUGAACCUUUAUCUCACUUCUUGCCUAUUUGUAUAAUUGUAAUAAAUAAGAAAACUUUUUGUGAACGUAAUUAUGUAAUAAAUUUUUUGCUAUGCAUUAUUUCUGCUCUUAACUUCAAUAAAAUUUCGUGUUGCUUGAA
Molecule: messenger RNA, 3039 nt
Organism: Amyelois transitella
Lineage: Eukaryota; Metazoa; Arthropoda; Insecta; Lepidoptera; Pyralidae
Gene: Loqs
Product: interferon-inducible double-stranded RNA-dependent protein kinase activator A homolog
Exons: 9
Coding region: 134-1279 (381 amino acids)
Source: RefSeq, a predicted model, not a curated record